This is a messenger RNA of Pararge aegeria (speckled wood butterfly), 534 nucleotides long. RefSeq names its product protein aveugle (gene ave). NCBI's taxonomy places the organism in Eukaryota, Metazoa, Arthropoda, Insecta, Lepidoptera, Nymphalidae. Gene Ontology annotation, molecular function: protein binding. Bases 148 to 483 code for a protein of 111 amino acids. Gene Ontology annotation, cellular component: cytoplasmic side of plasma membrane. The transcript has 3 exons. The record is from RefSeq and is a predicted model, not a curated record. Gene Ontology annotation, biological process: cell surface receptor protein tyrosine kinase signaling pathway.
UGUUAUAAUAUGUCUGACAUUUAACAUUGCAAGUGUUUGUAAACAAUUGAAUAAAACCAACAGAAGGUUGAUACUGAAUAAUAAUUCUGCCGAUUAUUUUCAGAAAAUAAUAUUCUAGGAACCAGCUGUUCUCAAAAUUUAAUCAAAAUGGUUGAAGAUACCUGUACUAAUUUAAACAAAUCCAAGACUAAGACCACAAGGCCUAAAGCUGUGUAUUUGUGGACAGAAGCAGAUGUUCAAAAGUGGCUCCGUCGACAUUGCAGUGAUUAUUAUAACCUAUACUGGGAGAGAUUUCAUGAGCACGACAUCACGGGCCGGGCUCUGGUACGCAUCAACGACAACACUUUGAUUCGGAUGGGCAUCACGCACAAGGAGCACCGCGAGGCCGUGUGGCGCGAGAUCCUCAAGCUGCGGCUCAAGACUGACAUCGUCGAGAUCCGCGACCUGGAGCGCCGCCAUUACUACUUCAACUACGACCUGUGACGUUCUGUCUCAAAACGAAUAAAACCAGUUUACUCAAAUUCAAAUUCAAAA